This is a messenger RNA of Pogona vitticeps (central bearded dragon), 1019 nucleotides long. RefSeq names its product methyltransferase-like 26 B. NCBI's taxonomy places the organism in Eukaryota, Metazoa, Chordata, Lepidosauria, Squamata, Agamidae. The record is from RefSeq and is a predicted model, not a curated record.
AUGUUGGUUUCUCCCAUGGCUGAGCGGAACAAGGAAUCCAUCCUGGAAGUGUUGGCUGACUAUGUGGAUGAUACAUGCUCUACUUUUGGGCUGGAACUGGGAUCUGGGACAGGACAGCAUGUGGUGCACUUUGCCCAGGCUCUGCCGACUGUCACCUGGCAACCUUCGGAGAUCAAUCCAGCUUCCCAACAGAGCAUCUCUGCUUACAUCCGUGCCACCAAGGUGACCAACGUCCGAGAGCCCCUCUCCAUAGAUGUGUCCCAGCCGUGGGACCAGUGGGGCGGCCUGUGCCAAAGCUGUUGUGACUUCAUUGUCAUCAUCAAUUUGCUGCACAUGACUGACCAAAACCUAGAGGGGAUGUUUAAAGGCAUAGGACAACUGUUGAAGCCUGGGGGCAUUUGCUUGGCCUAUGGUCCCUUUGCCAUUAAUGGAAUCAUCAUCCCAGAGAGCAAUGUACAACUUGACAAAAUGCUCCAGACCAGGAAUCCCGAGUGGGGGCUAAAAGAUGUGGAGGAGCUUCGGCAACUGGCAAACGCUAAUGCUCUCCGGCUUGAACGCAUGGUAAGAAAGCAGCACAGGCCAACUGAUCAUAUUUCAGAGAACAAUGAAACAAAACAGCUGGAAACUCUACCACUCUCUUUUGCCCCAGCUCUGCUAUAUCUCUGGCUGCUUCUAUUUUGCUUAUGCCCACUUAACUCUGGGCCUCUUCUUCCUCUUCAGCUGGAGAUGCCUGAAUUCACCAAAUGCCUGAUCUUUCGGCGGAGGGAGAUGUGAUCUCUAACUACCAGAUAGCCAAAGCCAGGAUGGCAGUGGUUAGAGGAAAAUGUAACCAUUAAAUUCUGAUUAAAAUGGAUGUUUCUGCAAUUUCUUUUAGGCAUUUGGCUUGAGCCAUGGGUUUAGAAAAGCCUUCUCUGCACUCCAAAGCUACUGAGUGGCUCUUGCUUGAGCCAUGUUACGUCUAUGCUAGCAUAUCAGACCAAAAAAAAACAAAAAAGGAAAAAAAAAUAUAAAGACAAAAA